Molecule: messenger RNA, 1641 nt
Organism: Histoplasma capsulatum G186AR
Lineage: Eukaryota; Fungi; Ascomycota; Eurotiomycetes; Onygenales; Ajellomycetaceae
Exons: 10
Coding region: 1-1641 (546 amino acids)
Biological process (GO): transmembrane transport
Molecular function (GO): transmembrane transporter activity
Source: RefSeq, a predicted model, not a curated record
AUGGAAGAUGCCUCCAGAACAUCGUCGAGCAAUGCGGAGGAGAGCAUUGCACAGAGCGAUCGAGACGAGAAUGACGAUCCUACUCCCAGCGAAAGCGAGCCACAUUUCCAACCGAUUUGCGGCACGAAUUCGAGGAUUGUCGCUCGAUCUGUGAGUCAAGUGAGUUCGCGGAGCUCUCGUUCGAUCAGUCGAGUGUAUUCCCUUUCCGACGGCUACUCCCACCCUGCGGUCGAUAAUGAUAGGCUUCAGGAGCCUGAGGACGAUGAGAAGGCCGAGGAAGUGUCUACUGCUCCAGGGGCGGAGUACACUGUGAAGUGGGAUGGGCACGAUGACCCUGAUAACCCGCGGAACAUGAAGUUAGCGAGGAAAUGGGCGGCCAUUGCGGUUUUGGCGGUUGGAUCUGUCUGUGUCACCUGUGCCUCUUCACUCUACACGAUGACGUAUGCGCAGUUAAUGGAGGAAUUCAAUUGCUCACGGGUCGUUGCGACGCUGGGAUUGUCCUUUUUCAUCCUGGGACUGGGAUUGGGGCCACUGGUGUUGGCACCCCUAUCAGAGAAUAUCGAGACUAUGCUUGUCGCAAGGUUCUUCACUGGAAUUUCAGGAAGUGCUUUCCUUAGCGUGGCGGGGGGAACUAUUGGAGACAUGUUUGCUCGGCAUGAGCUUGGUGCGCCGAUGAUGAUCUACACUGCAAGUCCAUUCCUUGGACCAGAACUUGGCCCCCUUUUGGGCGGUUUUAUUUGCGAAUUUACCUCCUGGCGGUGGAUAUUUUAUAUGCUGUUGAUAUGGUCAGCUUCUGUUUUAGUCGCCAUUGCCCUGUUCGUUCCCGAGACCUACCACCCAGUGCUACUCCGGCGCAAAGCUAUCAGACUCAGGCGGGAAACAGGAGAUGAACGCUGGCGAGCACCGAUUGAACGGAGAGAGCGGUCUGUUGCCCAGACUGUCCUGCGUACUGUAUACAGACCCAUGAUGCUUUUGGCAUUGGAGCCUAUGUGUCUGAGCCUGUGCAUUUUUUCUGCAAUUCUGUUGGGUAUUAUUUAUCUCUUUUUUGGGGCUUUUCAACUGGUGUUUUCGACCCUCCACGGUUUUACUCUUUCUCAGGUUGGAUUAAGCUUUCUCGGUCUUUUUGUUGGAAUGAUGGUAGCUAUCUUGAGCGACCCGCUCUGGCGGAGAAAUUACACUCGACUCGCUCGCAAGCGCGAGAUGAAAGUCGGUAAACUGGGAGAAUAUGAACCCGAGUGGCGGUUGCCCCCAGCAAUUGCUGGUGCUCCUUUGGUGUCUAUUGGCAUUUUCAUUUUCGCCUGGACGGUAUACAGACAUGUUCACUGGAUCGCUCCAAUCAUUGGCACAGCAGUAUUCGGCAUGGGAACCGUACUUGUCUACUCUGGUAUCUUUACAUUUCUGGUUGACGCGUAUCCUUUAUACGCGGCUAGUGCGCUCGCAGCGAAUAGCUUCCUCCGGUCAAGUUUUGGAGCUGUUUUCCCAUUGUUUGGAAUACAAAUGUACCAUCGACUAGGAUUCAACUGGGCAUCCUCGCUCCUAGCGUUCCUGACGGUUGCAAUGGCCCCUUUCCCAUUCUUAUUUUUCCGAUACGGCAAAUGGAUACGAAAGGGGAGUCGGUUCGCCAAUUCAUCUCUUGGUUAG